AUGAUGAAUUCAGGUGGUGAGGUGCUGGUUUAUUUUGGUAGUAUUCCUUUUCCGGCUGUAAUGAGAUGGAAUAGUUUUGUUCAGACAAAGUAUAAUCGACUGAGUUCACUUCAAUUUUCAGCUCACUCGGAAUAUGUAGGAAUUCACUUAAGAUGCAUUAUUUAUUUAUCUAUUGAAGAGAUGUAUAUAGUUCGACUUACGCAAGAGGCUAUUACAUUUUUUUUUCUUAUACAUAUCGUUAACAAUAAGUUAUGA
Molecule: messenger RNA, 255 nt
Organism: Adineta ricciae
Lineage: Eukaryota; Metazoa; Rotifera; Eurotatoria; Adinetida; Adinetidae
Source: the annotation of a GenBank genome assembly